UGUUUGAUCCUGACUUCUCCGAUCCUCCCCUUCUUCCAAUGCCCUCCUCUUAUCUCCUAAUAAGGCAUAUCAUGUGGAGUCACUCAGCACGUGCUCAGUCUGAGGUUUUUUUUUUUGGGGGUGUUCAUGUGAUCAGCACAGGGCCAAUCAGCACUGUCCAGACAGAGGGUCAGGGUUUCUGCAUCUCUUAGAGCUGAAAGAAAACUCCUCCUUCAAGCUUUAACCAGUGCUUUGCUGGACACUGAUAGAAGUCACAAGACUGCUCUAACUGCUGAUGAGAAAAGGUAUUUUGCAGUUUAUAUUUACUAA
Molecule: messenger RNA, 309 nt
Organism: Staurois parvus
Lineage: Eukaryota; Metazoa; Chordata; Amphibia; Anura; Ranidae
Source: the annotation of a GenBank genome assembly